GUGGGACAUGGGACAUCACCCUAACCUCAUUUUCUUGUUGUUGCAAAAUUUUGCGCAAUAUGUAAACAAAAAAACCCGUAGAAAUGUUUGCAAAAAUAUUCAAAUUAAAAAUAUUUCUCAGCUUCCUGCUGUGCUUUGUGUGCAUCCUGGGCGACUACCUGACCAAUCGUUCCAAGAGUCGUAGUGUGACAAAAGCUCUCGUGGACAAUACCACACAUGGAUUGGUGGGGCUAAUCUGUGGCUUUAUCCUGGUUGGACCAUUCCGGGAGCGCUUGACAACAUGUGAGGCACACUCAAUGCUUCUUGUGGCCUAUCUCGUAGCUUCGGGUAUUGAUGCUGAUCACUUUCUGGAAGCCAGAUCAUUUAAAUUGACGGAUGCACUGAAUUUACCAAAACGUCCAUUCUUGCACUGCUCAACGAUCCCACUUGUCAUCUUUACUCUUCUACUAAUGACUUUAAAAUUCUCAAAAUCCCUCAUUGCUUGCCUAUGGCUCAGUGUCUUCUUCCUGGCUUUUGCUACGCAUCAUUUGAGGGAUUCCAUUAGACGAGGCCACUGGUUCUAUCCAUUGGGCUCUGUAAAUCCCACUCCAUACCCAAUCUACCUCAUUGGAAGCAUCCUCUUGCCGCACUUCAUGGUCUACCUCAUCUCACGGAGCAUACAUCUCAACCAGUCUCAGCAUGAGGAAUUUACGGUGUAACCACACAGAUUUAUUGCCCAAGUUCGACGCGACAAACAUUUCUUAGUGUAAUAAAUGUUGAUGGCCAAAUGGUAAGCAUGAGGAUGAUGUGCGAUUAAAACACACAGGAAAAAGAUGAUUGAGCUUUGGAGGUGUUUAUAAAUAAAUGUUGGUUGAAUUUGCAAAAUAUUUCUACCUCACCGGGGCACCCAGAAGUGUGUUUUAAUAUAAAUAUUUACACACAUGGAAAUAAUUUUACAAAUAAACCACAUUUGUUCAAUUGCUUCCCACGGGGGAAAAUACUUUUACAUAACUUGAUACAAUUUCCUGCCGAGGGGUUGAGAACUUUUGCAAAAAUCUUGGAUUUAUAUUGAGUAUGACGUAUUAUUUUUCUUUGAGAGAAAUUCAGAUGCAUUUUAAGUGAUAAAAUGUUUAUUUUUGUAAAUAAAUUUUGACGAAAUAAAAUAUUGAAAUUAA
Molecule: messenger RNA, 1154 nt
Organism: Lutzomyia longipalpis
Lineage: Eukaryota; Metazoa; Arthropoda; Insecta; Diptera; Psychodidae
Product: transmembrane protein 267
Exons: 2
Coding region: 84-698 (204 amino acids)
Source: RefSeq, a predicted model, not a curated record